Rhinolophus ferrumequinum (greater horseshoe bat) is the source of this 2036-nucleotide messenger RNA. It is a transcript of the gene MID1IP1, whose product is annotated as MID1 interacting protein 1. Gene Ontology annotation, cellular component: cytosol. Gene Ontology annotation, biological process: regulation of lipid biosynthetic process. NCBI's taxonomy places the organism in Eukaryota, Metazoa, Chordata, Mammalia, Chiroptera, Rhinolophidae. The transcript has 2 exons. The record is from RefSeq and is a predicted model, not a curated record. The coding region runs from base 538 to 1089 and encodes 183 amino acids.
GUCCAGGAGAGUGUUACUUGCGGUCAUCCUGGCUCAGGACUUUUAUCUCUGCUCAGCCGGGAGGCGGGAGGAGGAGACCUCGGGGGUGGCCCUGAGCGCCGGCGACACCUUUCUGGGGCUCUAUAAAUUGAGCACCUGGGAUGGGUAGGGGACCGACGCCACCACUGCCGCCCGCAGUCACAGUCGAUUCACUGACCACAGCAACGCCCGCAGGCAGCAGCCGCAAGCAGCGAGAACACUGAGCUACUCAGCAGCAGGGGAUCUCCAGGAGCAAGAGGAGGCCAGGGCUCGACCCACGGACCACGCGCCGCCAUCGCGAGCUUUCGGACGCCCAAACCAGGAGAAGCAGCACAUCCCCGCAGGGUCGGGCUGUGAGCGAGACGAGAGUUGGAGUGUGGAGGAGGAGUCGGGAAUCCCGUCGCGGCUCGUGCUAUAGCAAGCUCCCCGCGCGGGCAUCUGAGAGCUCGUGAAGGCGGGAACACCCUCGCCCCAGCCGGCCCUCCCGUGCCCUUGUGCUUCGGCGCCCGCGCGGCCACCAUGAUGCAAAUCUGCGACACCUACAACCAGAAGCACUCGCUCUUUAAUGCCAUGAACCGCUUCAUCGGCGCCGUGAACAACAUGGACCAGACGGUGAUGGUGCCCAGCCUGCUGCGCGACGUGCCCCUGGCCGAGCCCGGGCUGGACAACGAUGUCAGCGUGGAGGUAGGCGGUAGUGGCGGCUGCCUGGAGGAGCGCACGCCCCCCGCCCCGGGCCCGGGCAGCGCCAAUGGCAGCUUUUUCGCGCCCUCUCGGGACAUGUACAGCCACUACGUGCUGCUCAAGUCCAUCCGCAACGACAUCGAGUGGGGGGUCCUGCACCAGCCGCCACAACCAGCCGGGAGCGAGGAGGGCAGCGCCUGGAAGUCCAAAGACAUCCUGGUGGACCUGAGCCACUUGGAGGGCGCGGACGCCGGCGAGGAGGACCUGGAACAGCAGUUUCACUACCACCUGCGCGGGCUGCACACUGUGCUCUCCAAACUUACGCGCAAAGCCAACAUCCUCACCAACAGAUACAAGCAGGAGAUCGGCUUCAGCAAUUGGGGCCACUGAGGCGGGCUGCCCGCGGCUGCCCAGCACCCUUCCCGGCCCCAUCUCUCACCCUCUCUCUUUUCUCAAAGCUGUUUUCUUUCUGGCUGUAGGGCUCGUUGGGCUGACUGCAAAGUUGAAGGGCUGCGUACUUGAAGAGGGCGCGGCGGGGCUGCUUGGGGAAGGGGACCUCUUUUGGGAAAGGAGAGAGAAGGCAGUGGUGGCGGAGGGUGCGUGGGGAUGGGAUCAAGGACCUCCUUCCUUCCCGCAGGGUGGUUCUUUCUUAAUGGGAAUGGGACUGGGCUGACGCCCUGCAUUCGGCCUCCUCCUUUCCUGGAGUUUCUUUUUUGUUCUUUCCGGAGGAGAAGGGGCCAUGCCAGGGCGCGGCGCUGGGUUGCCACACUUGGGAGCCCCGCCCGGAGCUGGGCGCUGGAGAAGGCGGGGCGCGCAGCAGCCUCCCGCCUCCCCGUGGUUGGGCUGGUGGAGGCCACAGCGUUGCUAGGAUUGCAUCAGUUUUCCUGUUUGCACUAUUUCUUUUUGUAACAGUGGCUCUGUCUUAAGUAUUUCGAACCUCCUCCUUGCUGUGAAACUUGGGCAAUUCCAUUGUGAUAAGCGCACAAACAGCCCUGUCUGUGGGUAACCGGUACUACUUUAUUAAUGAUUUUCUGUUACACAGUAUAGUUGUCCUGUGGCACUCCUACCCUGUGCCUUUCACGCCACCCCUCCCCCUCCCCAGUAUGUGUAAGUUGGCACUGUGCCGACUUGUACAAAGCUUGCCACUCAGCCAGUGGAAAUAACAUUAUGAGAAAGUGGACUUAAUCUGAAAUUGAACCAACUGACAUUCUAUCAGUGUUGUACAUAGAAUGAUGAAGAGUUCCACUGUUGUUUUAUGUCUUAAAUUUAUUUAAAACAUUUUUUAAUCCAGAUGUAGACUAUAUUCUAAAAAAUAAAAAAAAAGGCAAAUGUGUUAA